Molecule: messenger RNA, 800 nt
Organism: Mangifera indica (mango)
Lineage: Eukaryota; Viridiplantae; Streptophyta; Magnoliopsida; Sapindales; Anacardiaceae
Exons: 7
Coding region: 112-663 (183 amino acids)
Source: RefSeq, a predicted model, not a curated record
UUCUCUUUUCCCUAAAAUUUACAAAAAAAAAACAAUAAAUAUAAAUUAAAAGAGUGGUGAAGAAGGAAAGUUUUCCUUUACCUUCUUCACCCGAGAAUUUCUUCUUCAUCAAUGGCUACUCCACAGUUACAAACCUCUGGAAUGCUGUCUAGAGAACAAUUAAUUUAUCUCUUCAAUCGCUUCGCUUUCCUCACCUCUCAGCCUGAUGUGAAGAAAAGGGUAGCUGAUGCUGUGAAGGACAACAAGGAAGCUGUUGCUGUUACCACUGCAAUUCAGGAAGAGAUAUUGCUUGAGAUGGGUGUUGAUCCGAGAUUUGGUAUUGCUUGCCUGGGGAAGGUGAAUAUGACUUAUGAGAAUGAUCAGGAUUUGAUGAUAAAAUUAUACGAGUUUAUUGCAAAUGAAGAGGUAGUCUGUGAUGAAGCUGAGCUUGGACCAGACGAAUUUGCUGAAAGAAUGCAUAACCAACAUAUAGUACAGGAACAGCAACUGGAGAUGCUGAAAUACAUGCGUAAAUUUCACUUGGAUGACCAAUCUGCAAUCCUUGAGAAGGUACGCCAGCAGAUGGAAGAUGCCAAUUUUGACAAUGCAGCAUCGGUUUUGUCCUCAGAGCAAAUUCAGGAGAUCGUUCGAAGGCGGGUAUCACCUUUAUUUAUGCCAAGAUAGAUUAAAGCCUGUUUCCUUUGAUCUAGUUUUAUGUAAUCCUAUAUAUUAUAUGUUACUACUUAAGCGGAAAGGAAAUUGCAAUGUGAAUCAAGUUUUUCAGUAUUUAAUUAACUAAAUGAAUGGCUUAAGUUCUUAUU